Molecule: messenger RNA, 1376 nt
Organism: Malaya genurostris
Lineage: Eukaryota; Metazoa; Arthropoda; Insecta; Diptera; Culicidae
Product: ficolin-2-like
Exons: 5
Coding region: 53-1072 (339 amino acids)
Source: RefSeq, a predicted model, not a curated record
GAUAGGAACGAAAGCGAAGACAGUGCCACCUAAAGUGAGAAUUUUAUCCAGAAUGGCGAAUUGCGAAGAUCUAGUUUUGUUACUGGUAUCUUGCAUAUUUAUUACGGAUUUCAAGGCUUCCGCACAAUCCAGCCAACAUCCGGACCAAACGAAUCCCGAUAACAUUCAAAGGGAGAUUAGUCUGUUUGAGAAGGAAAUCGCAACGUUAAAAGAUGUAAUAAAUAACGCGUCUUGGUCAGUAGGUAACUUCAGGGCCGCUUUAGAUCGAAUCGUAGGAAACAACGAAACGACCAUCAACACUUCAAGCUCUAAUACCAGUACCAACAUGGCUGAUGUUUUGGCAGAAUACUUCAAAAAUCCUAUGAUUGCCGAAAUAAAGUUCUCUAAUGGAAGUUCGAUCAUUAGCGGAAGCAACGCAAUUGUCGAUCAAGAAAAAUCUUCGACAAAUCGUGUGAUAAAAUCCUGCCAAGAAGCACAAAUAUCCGGAACUUACAUUCUCAACUUCAAUGGAACAGACCAUAUGACCGUGUAUUGUGAUGCUGACUUCGAAGCCGGAGGCUGGGUUGUCAUUCAGCGCAGAGUGGUGGGAACGGUGGACUUUUAUCAGCCGUGGGCCCAAUACAAACAAGGCUUUGGCAAUCUAGAAGGAGAAUUCUGGUUUGGCAAUGACAAAAUUCAUCAGCUGACAAAGAACAAUCCGCGUGAGAUUAAUUUCGUGAUGACUGAUUGGGAUGACAGGAUGGCCGUAGCAAAAUAUUCAUCGUUUGAGAUUGGAAGCGAGCAACAAAAAUAUUUACUCAAGAGUGUUGGAAUUUACAGUGGCACCGCUGGAGAUUCAUUUACGUGGCAUUCGUAUAAAUAUUUUUCGACUUAUGAUCAGGACAAUGCUAAAGCGCAAAAUAAUUGUGCUGUUUCGGGUCACGGCGCAUGGUGGUAUUACAGAUGCUGGCGUUGUAAUUUAAAUGGGAAGUAUGUGAAGGGAUUUGAAAAAAAACAUGACUCGAUGGCUUGGUCGGGCUUCAUGGGUAUUCAGUAUGGCUUGAAGACGUCUAAAAUUCUAAUUAGGGUUUAGAUAAUGCAUUUAUAUAUACGAUGUUAUUGGUAAUGAAACAUUAUAGAGAUAGAUCGAGGCACAUCGUGUGAAAAAAAAAACUGCACAUAACUUUUAUUCUAAAGUAACAAAAUAAAUUAUUUUAAUAAAUGAACUAUAUUUUCGUGAUGCUGCUACGGUGGCAUGCAGGAUAUUAAUUACCUGGUGAAAGUGAAUAAUAAUCCACCCAACAGUCUGCAAUCCUUUCUAACGAUUGUGGGAGAAACGAAGGUGCUGAUCUCGAAUGAAAGCUCGUACUUACAAUGGAAUAUGAUAAACCUUACAU